This is a messenger RNA of Misgurnus anguillicaudatus (oriental weatherfish), 7748 nucleotides long. RefSeq names its product N-acetyltransferase 16 (gene nat16). Lineage: Eukaryota; Metazoa; Chordata; Actinopteri; Cypriniformes; Cobitidae. Gene Ontology annotation, molecular function: acyltransferase activity, transferring groups other than amino-acyl groups. The record is from RefSeq and is a predicted model, not a curated record.
GGGGGAUGGGAAUGAGAUUUCUGGGAGGGGCUUUAUAGUGACCUCACACCUCAUAUAUUCUAAGUCUGAACCGGCAUUUUCUAAAUAUUCAGCCUUUAAUCAAACCGCAGUGCACCGAAACCUUACAUCUAUACAGCAUCUGUCAGUUUGACCUCUGUAUCCUUCACGGGUCCGACAAAGACGUAGAGCUUCAAGGAUGAAGAUUGAAAAUAUCCUGCCUUGCUCUCAGCUCCCUGAGGUUCCUCCUCAGACUGGCCUACAGUUCACUGUGGCAACAGAGGAAGACUUUGAUGACAUCAUGGCCAUGAGUAAGGACAUCUACGGUGGCUUGGACUAUCUGCCCUCCCGUUAUCAAGAUUGGCUAUCGGAGAGCAAUCGCGUUGUCAUUUUGGCUCACAAACAAGGCAAAGUGAUUGCGCUGGAGUCAGCAUGUGUUAUUGAUGAUGGCGAGACCAUGCUGGUGGAAGGACUUCGCGUUGCCCCACAGGAAAGGGGGAAAGGUGUCGCAGGGGUGCUUCUUCGGUUUUGUUCUCAGCUGGUUAAGUCAAAGUUCCCUGACGUUAAAUUCUGCCGAUUGACCAGAGAUGACCAACUGGGGCCGAAAGACUUCCAGAAGUACCGACUCAUCACCAAACAGGGAAUCCUCCUGGUGCGUUUCCGAGCUGAAGACCUAAAAUUACGCCUUGCUGAUCUUGGGUCUAAUAUAAGUAUUGCAGGGAACGGCAUGUUCCCCACAAACAUCCCAGUCCGUUUGGAGCCCGCAGAGGUCCAUCAGCUUUUCCUAAGCGAUGUUUUAAUGCAAGACGUCCUCCCCAAUGCCACCAUCGUUCAAGACUGGCAGCCCUUCAAGCCUCUUCCAAGCAACAUGGCCAUCUUGAUGAAGAAGAACAUUGAUUGGAUGGUUGAUGAUGCCAGGAACCCGACCAUGGCCAGCCUGUGCACCUUCCCAUUCCCUGUGCCAAUCGGGGAUGACUGGUACUACCUCAACAUCGAUAUGUUCGGCAAAGACUUAGGGCUGGCCACACAACAGCUCUUGUGCCACCUAAGGUGCCACACUAGCGUAUUGAACGGUUAUGUCAUGUGUCAGGUGUUCCUGGAACCUGCGCUGUGGAAGCCUAUGGCCGAUUUCCUUAGGGAGACCCUUAAGGUGGAGCUGGUGAAAGAAUACACAGAGCAGUGCGUUGUGGAGUCGGAUGUUAUUUAGUUGAAGGAUUACAGCGAAGGGUUAGGAGCGUCACAAAUCCUCUCCCAUUAAAAUUAGACACCAAACUUAAAAAAUUUCCUUAAAAAAAAAAACAAUAUAGCCUCCAAGAUAAACCAAUUAAACCAUAGAUUCGGUCAUUUUAAUUUUCUUAAAUUAAUUAUAGGAUUUUGUUUAACAAUUAAUGCAUUACAGAACAAGUAAAUAACUUCAUUCAAUUAGAAUGCAGUCAAACACUGUAGACGUUUGUUUAGCGAAGCAUUUGCAGUACUGUGAACACCGACGGGGGGACAAUUGCCCCUGUAAAAGAGGGGAGCAAUAACAUUAAAUAAGGACCCAGACUUGUCCCAGGCCCACCAUUUCUGUUAGCAUCACUGACAGUGGACGCAUAUUUACUUAUGCUAAGAUGCAAAGAAGACUGCACAAUCUUUAGGGCACUUUAUGAUCAAAAAAUUGGAUCUGACUUUAGUGUAUGUUGCUUUUAAAAAUAGCACUGUAGCUGCUAAUAUUUAGAGGAAAUCGAAUCGAAUUUUAAACUGACAGACCAUCAGAUAUUCAGAUCUUUAAACCUCUUUAAAAUGAUAGGUUUCCUCAGGGGAAUUAAUUUUAGACUAAACAUCUUUGCUGAUCAUUUUUCUGAUAUGCUCCUCAGAAAAUUGCAGUCGUUUAAACAUUUCCUCUAAACGUAUUUUGCGGUGUUUAAACUCGGUAUCUAAAUAUAUGCUUAUAUGUUUAGAUUACAGUCUCAGAUUUUUGCUUUUUUUAGUACUUGAACUUAUUUUGUUGUGUCAGUGUUUGUAUCUAACUGUUGUGCAAAGUGUCAGUUUUAAUAACACACUUGAAUAUUGCUAGUUGUACAUUCAGUUAGAUAUGAUAAGAAACUAAUAGUAAAACACGUGUACAAGAAAUAUUUUUUUCUUUAAUUUAUAUUUUAUUUGUAAAUUAAUUUAAAACUUACUGGUACGGUUUAAGUGACAGGAUAACAUUUGAAAAUAAUAUUUAAUCAAAAUGACAGAAAAUAUAAUUAGGGACAUAUACAGUAUAUAUAUAUAAAUACAUGUUUGUGUAAAUGUUUUUCUAGAUAAAAAAUAGAGAUAAUUUAUAUGCAAUGCCUCAACCUGCAGUGAAAUUAAAACAUAUUUUUCCCGAAAAAAUUACAUCAUAGAAACAUUGGAAUACAAGCUUUCAGUUUAUGGAUAUAUACCAAAAUAUUGGUUUUCAAAUUUUUCGGUGAUUUAUUCAUGGAAUCACAAAAGCGAAAACUUCAUUUUCUGGACAUGCUUCUGAGAAAAACAAAACACCUAUUAAGACAGGGAAAGUGAAGUGUAUGAAACCCGAUGGAAAAGAACAUAUGAAAUGCUCAUUUUCAAGAUAAAGAAGAUACAGGACACAUAUACCCUCCUUUUGGCCUUGUCUAGUUAAAGCGGAAGGAGAGAAAAACUGCAAAAUAUUACCAACCCAGAUGAAGAAAGAAGAAAUCAAAGAUCCCCAGACACAUAUUCACUUUCUUUUCCAAACCCAGUGUGCUGUUUGUUUUAACCCCGAUUUAUAACAAACACACAGCACCUACGAGCAAUUGCAAUUUAAUGUAUAAAAUCUAUCAUACAAAUAACUUUUGCAGUUCUCACAAAGUCCACCUACAACGAUAAGCCAGGUUUGAAAAAUGAGAAUCUGUGUCUACUAAACCAAGCUGAUUUUCUGUAUUACUAAUAAUUUAUCUGUUGCUUUGAUUUAUGAACAUUCAUCAUCUGCUGAUGUAAAGGAGGCUGUCUCCUCCAUUCGGACAUCUGCAUGUUGGACGUUUGUGUGACGGAAUUGCAAUGACUAGCAGGCAGCCUGGCAAAUGAAAGUCAGGUCCUAAAUAAUUAUGGCCCAAUUAUUGCUAUGGCAUAACUACUGAAUAUAUGUGGAUAUAUGCAUAUACUGUAUGUAUAGGUGUAUAUAUAGAUAUUAUUUUUAUUUAUUUGUUUGUUUGAUUUUUUUGUUGUAAGCAAGAGGGGACCUGUGUUAAAAUACUUUGAUGGCUGAAACCUCACAAUCUUUCAUGUCUGCCAUGUGCUUUCAAAGGAAAUGAUCAAAAUCAGUUUUAAAAUAUAUGGCUGAAGCACAAGCAGAAAACCAUUAGUAACUCCAAUCAGUGAAUAUUGACCUAAAGUGUGAACUACAAAUUAUGUUAGACUCAAGCUUCUGUCUUUGGUUUUGGAUUCACUUUUUCCCUCUUAAAGCACACACGAUAAUUAGACAUGAUAGACUAGAGACCCCGAAUGUAUGUGGUAUGCAUUUUUAUUUACAUGGUGCAGUGUAUUUAGAUUUAAAUGUGUUAUUUCAAUUUACAUUAGUGGUAGAAGGUUUUUAUGCUCUGUGUUUAGAUGUUACUCUCCAUUCGUUAAUUUUUUUCAACUAUAAUGUGAAUGACGUGGUAAUUUAGUUAUCAUAGAAGAAUGAACUCCACUUUCCUUUUAAGCACUUUUAACAUCUAAUUGCCUUUUUAAACUGUGCAGGAGGUCAUAACCCUAGAAAUGACAGACGUUCCAGUGCCAGGGCCAGAAGUCUAUAAAAGGUUAGAAGAAUGUGACCACCUGAUUGUUACACUGACAUUUCUUUCAAUUAUGAAGUGGCUUUUCACUAUCUUUUUCUGGAAUGGAAAAAUGAGACAGGUUGCAGAGGGAGAUGAGAGAUUGAGCCAGGGCUAUUCUAGGAAUAGGUGAUGAGGCGAGGACAUGUGACCCAGAUCACGUUACCACUCCAAAAAUGAGUAAACAUUCAUUUUGUAUUAUAAAAAUGACAAUGACAAGUUAUGUUUGUUCGGAAUUAUCUACAGCGCCUUAUUUGUGACAAAAGGGAAAUCAUUUUUAGCAAGAGAGCUUGCAGAAAUGUAAUGUAGGAGGAUAUAACAUAGAUUGACCAAAUAAGACUGAACAUUAGGGGUGUGACGAGACACUUGUUUCACGAGAUGAAAUCACAUCAUUUUGAAACUAAGCUUUUAACUAAUCUACGACUGUCACCAGCAACUAUUUUAGGUCAUUGAUAAUAAAGUAAUUCGUUUUUUGGUUAUUAAAAUAGUAAGCAAUAACUUUGUAAAAAAACUGCAUUAUGUAUUAUAACAAAUUCCUGCAGAGGGCGCCACUGGACUCACGAUUGUUAUUUUUACUCUCAUUUUAGAUUCAGAAAAUGCGUCAUUUUGGCCAAACAGUGUUUAAAUCUAUUUAAAUCUUGAAUACGUCUUUACAAUAGGCAUGAUACAGCCACUGUAAUUCAUGUAAAUGUGGCACGAGACCUCGUCACACCCCUACUGAACAGGAUGUGUCCUACUGUAUACUCUUUAUGAUAUCUUAGUUGCACAUUGCUUGGUUUUUCAGAUUCAGCACUGAAGUAACACCACAAGUGUUAAGACCUAAGAAAGCUAAUAUAUACACCGAGACUUGUAAUCUUGUAUGACCGUGGGCCAGUUAGGGUUUCAGGGCUUGUUUCCAAGUAAGAGACACUGAAUACAAAGGGUGUCAUCUUGCGUAGAACAAGGGUUCAGCCCCAGACACCCUUUACUUUCCAUUUGAUCUGCUUCAGCUUGACACUACAGAGAGGGUCACAUGGAAAGAGUGAGCAGGCGGGGUUAAAAUAAGAAUAGGUAGUUCAAAUCCUGUCAUACUAAUGUCUUUUGCCACAUUGCUGCUCAGUGUGUAUUCCUAAUUUUUAUAUUUUAACUGUAUUUCAUGUAUGUAUUUAUUUAUUCUUUUUUUUUGUCAUUUUACUGACUGCUUUUUUAAUGUUUAUGAAGGGCUUUGUAUGUGUGUUAGAAGCAGUGGUAACACUUCACUAUGGGGGUGCAAAUAAUCCUGUAUUGAUUAAAUGAAUGAUUAAUAAAUGAACGGACUAAUCCGGAUUUAAGUAUUAACCUUAACUACAAUGUUACAAAAUGAUAAUUUGAUUCUAAAACUAUGCUAAAUGUGACCGUUCUUCACACACAAAUCCUUAGGAAGUCAUCAUGAUCCCCCCAUGGUAAAGUGUUAGUAAAUAGGCUAUGUAUUGACGUUUUGUGAAGGAAAAUGAAGGGGAAACCACCAGGGAGAUGUCACUAUUCAAACGUUACAAAACUGGAAACUAAACUUUAAGCAUGUUGUAAGUAAUAUCAUUUGAAUUGCUGAUUUGCACUCUCAGAGCUUCUCCUCUGGUUGUUUUUCAUAGAAACAAUAUUUUCAGCAAUGGCUAAAACACAGGUAUUUUCACCUGUAUGCACUAUGCUGUUUAGUACAUUCAAUCUACAAAUCUGCUGCAAGGAAAUCCCAAUGCAAAGUGCAUUUUAUGCCAUAACAUUUCAGAUGAGAUUUGAAUUGUCUACUGAAUUAACCAUUCAUCAAACUAUUCUGAUGUGUUGCACUUUAUACUGUAGAUAUGUAGAUAUAUCAAAGCACACUGGGGGGAUUUUCGUAAAACAUCAGUGUGCAAAGCUUUGUCAAUCAUGGUCAUUCAGAGGAUUACUAUAUUUUUUGUAAUUGUUCCUAUUGGAGCAUAGGCCUAACGCAUAAUGUCAAAGAUAUUAUAGAUAUUUUUAUUGGUGUGCGCUCCUCGCUUGAUAUCUAUAGUGGUGAUGAAACUCCUACUUAAUGACCAUAGUCUGAAUAACCUGUCUGAUACUGGCUUUAAGGUAAUGACAUAUUUACUAUCAGCAAACCAGGGACCAUGAUUUCUGUAGAUCUCAAGAAGUUGGUGGUUUGAAUGUCCUUGUCAUCCAUUCUCUUGAUGCACCAGUGGCUAUUGAGUUUGUGUCUUCCCAUUAGCCCAAAAAACAAACUGGGUUUCGUGUUUUGUACAAGUAGAAUUUUCGACAAUGAUCCGUAAUGGGAAAUCGAUGUUUAUGGGUCUAUAGACCAGGAAACUCUUGGCCAACUGUCAAUCAAGAGGGUGAAUACAGUUUAAAUGCUAUAAAGGCAUUUGGAUUAUAGGAAUUUUCUUUUUUUAUUACCCAAUAUGACUGCUUAUUCUCAAGCAGUGAUGUGACAAGUAAUGGAAAAGUAUGUCAGUAUUUUGUUAAAUUGUCUGUUUCUUGUUCAAAAAUUGUGAGAGAUGCAGAACUAUUUUAAAUACAGUAAUUUUUUAAAAGCCUUAUAAUCCACGAGAGGUUUUUGAAAUGUGCAUGUUGUGUGAGUGGUGGGGCUUUAUAAUGAGCAUGUGGCUAGUUUACAUUGAGCACAAUUUCCCUGUACUAAUUGAUACUCAGAACCAAAUGUGUAAUUGAUGGUAACGGACAAAUAAACGGUGUAAGUUUAGACAGGGUAUGUAAGACGAAAUGUUUUUGAACACUAGUCAAAUACAUACAGGACACAUUUUUAGAGACUUUGUUAACUGCAAUGAACUUUUUUCUAUUUUUGCUUGCGAUAUGUUAGUAUUGUGAUAGUAUGCAUCUCUAUAUAUCUUCCUUUGUGUAUUUAACAAACAACUUAUCUUCAGCAUCUUUACAUGCAGUUUGCAGUAAUAUUUAGAAAGUUACAUCUUAAAGUCAAUAUUACAGUACACAUUUAACACUGUUAGAAUGCAGAGUACCUGUGAGUUGUUAUUGUUUGUGUUAGUAUUACUCUUUUGUUGCUGCUGUUGUUUUAUUUGUAGUUUUUGUGUUUGUUUUUAUUCUGAUCAGAGAUGUACAGGACAAAAGUAAAUGUUCAAUUGAAUAAUUAAUAUAAUCCUGGAUGAUGAACUAGUUUUCAUUCCCAAUUAAUUUCCUUUUAUUUAAGUUAAAUCUGCCUUUACACAUUUCAACAAUGAUUGUUAAUAGGAAACAUUUAUUGUCCAGAAUCAAGUGUCAACACUGCAAAUAACCAAGAAGAUAAGACCCUAUUUUAAAAACUCUUCCAACCCAUAAACUCAUAACAUAGUCGAAAUUCUAAUGAUGAACAUUUUUUAUUUAAUGCAUUUGUCAUAAGCUUAUAUCUAAAGUGACUUACAAUGCAUUAGUGAUAUACAAUUACAUUUUUAUCAGUUUGUGUGUUCCCUGAAAAUCAACCCAUGACUUUUCUGGCACCAUGCUUCAACAGUUUAGCUAAAGGAACUCCUGUAGUUUAGAAAUCUGUUUUACUUUUGUAGUUCAGUUGGAGCUUUUAUUACUGCAUUGUUAUUGAAGACAAAUAGAGUCACAAGCUGUAGAGAAUCUCGGUUAAAGAGGCAUUUUGUUGUAUUUUUGCAGGUAUCACUUCGUCUUGUGCAUAUUAACUUGUUUACAUUUUAAAGAGUAAAUAUUUUGUCAGCGUAUAUGUCUUGACCAUUGUAAACCAGUAACUAUACCGAGCACUUAUUUAAUGGCAACAGAUGUAAUAUUCCUUUUCAAGAAAGACAAUAUGGCAGAAAACAAACCUUAUAUGAAGACCUGUGACUAAUACUUUGUUGUUUCAUUUGAUUUGUUAAAUGACUGGGACGAGUUUUAGCCUACUAUAGUUGCAAUGCAGUGAACAAAAUGUAUCCAAAUAGCUGUUUAGAUGUGUCAUUCUAAGAUAAGUGAUGUUUUGAAUUGAUGUAUUAAUAUAAGUAUGCUUUAUUUUUUAAUGGUUAAUCUUUUAAA